UCAGUGAGCUGCAACCAAGCAAGGUAGCAGGCACGAGCUACUCUCUUGUCUUUUCGCUCUUGUUUGCGACCCCUCCAGCAACAAUCUUUUCCAAAAAAGAGGCUCCCAAAAAUGACAACAGUGGUCCUAAUCUUCGAAGCACUGAAUCACGAUGUCAAAGCUGGUGUCCAACAUUGCCAUGACAACAGCCACGCGCAGGAAGACCGAGCGCGAGAAAAGAAAGUCGCCAGGAAGAGGUUGUACGUGGUGUCUGUCAUCUGCCUGAUUUUCAUGAUUGGCGAAAUCCUCGGGGGCUAUUUUGCAGGAAGCCUUGCAGUGAUGACCGAUGCUGCUCACCUGUUGGUGGACUUCACCAGCUUCAUCAUCAGCCUGUUGUCCCUUUGGCUCUCCUCCAGACCGGCGACGCACAAACUCAGCUUUGGCUGGCAUCGGGCGGAAAUCCUCGGCGCAUUGCUGUCGGUGUUCACCAUCUGGCUGGUAACAGGAGUGUUGGUUUACAUGGCUGUGGUGCGUCUCAUCAGUGACGAUUACACCAUCCAGAGCACAGUCAUGCUCAUCACCUCCGGCUGUGCUGUUGUGGCCAAUGUGAUUAUGGCCCUCACCCUUCAUCAGUCCGGCCAUGGGCACAGCCACGGAGGGCUCUCCUCACAUGGCCGCGGUCACGAGAAAGGGAGAGUAAAAGCAGACGCCCAGAUUUCCAAUCAUGCCCAUUUCGUCGAGAAUCUUGCCGACGUAGAGCAAAACCGAGACGAUCAGGGGGGGCGAGUGCAUCAGGCCAACGCCAGCGUGCGCGCAGCCUUUGUGCACGUGGUGGGAGAUCUCCUCCAGAGCAUCAGCGUGCUCGUCAGCGCCAUCAUCAUCUUCUUCAAGCCCGAAUACAAGAUGGCGGAUCCCAUCUGCACGUUCCUCUUCUCCGUCUUAGUUUUGUGCACCGCCUUCACCAUUAUGAGAGAUAUUCUGAUUGUUUUGAUGGAAGGUGUCCCAGCAGGGGUGAGCUACGGCGAGGUCCGAGAAGGUCUGCUGGCAGUGAAAGGGGUCACAGCGGUCCAUAACCUUCACAUCUGGGCCCUCACAGUCAAUCAGGCUGUGCUGUCUGCGCAUGUGGCCAUAGAUGAGUCGGUAGAUGCGCAGACCGUUCUGCGGGAGAUGACGCAGGCCUGUUACUCCUCUUUCAACUUUCACUCGGUCACCAUCCAAAUGGAGCGACAGGCUGACCUGAAACCUGGUUGCACCCUGUGCGAAGAGCCGAAAAUGUAGAAAAGCCUUAGAAGUUGUCGCGUUGUUGAUUUAUUAUUGUUAUUUUUUUUCUACUCUCACAUGUUUGUUACGUGUGCAAAACUCUCAGGUCUGUGCUUUACAUGUUCAAAUUGCAGCGCUGAACAAGGAACACAAACGACACGAGUUAAAUUUUCUCAACUAAGGGUUAGCUCUGUGAUCGUUUGGUGUUUAAAAAAAAAAAAACAACAAAAAACUUGUUUUAAAUUUUGGCUUUGGACACUCCGACCACUUUCCCAUCAACAUUGUAAGUUGUGUGUUAAGAUGACAUUUUGAAUAAAUCGAUACCCAUAGA
Molecule: messenger RNA, 1570 nt
Organism: Hippocampus zosterae (dwarf seahorse)
Lineage: Eukaryota; Metazoa; Chordata; Actinopteri; Syngnathiformes; Syngnathidae
Gene: slc30a8
Product: solute carrier family 30 member 8
Exons: 9
Coding region: 112-1257 (381 amino acids)
Biological process (GO): zinc ion transmembrane transport; insulin secretion; response to zinc ion
Cellular component (GO): plasma membrane
Molecular function (GO): zinc ion transmembrane transporter activity
Source: RefSeq, a predicted model, not a curated record